AUCAGCGGAAUAUUCAAGUACUGGGACGCGUCGGUGAUCCAGACGAAAUCUUAGUGUCUGUGCUCGUGCAGGAUGGAAAGAUUGUACCAGGCACAUACGAUGCCAUGCCUUCAUAUCUGAUAUGCACCGUCGAUGGUGUGUUGCAGUUCAUUCUCGUGCUCGUUGGAUGUCUUAGGGAAGUCUUGGUCCAGUCUUGGGCCGCUACUGCUGAUGUAGACCAGGCGUAUUCAGUGGGAUGA
Psilocybe cubensis is the source of this 239-nucleotide messenger RNA. RefSeq lists its product as uncharacterized. The annotation marks the transcript as partial. The record is from RefSeq and is a predicted model, not a curated record. NCBI's taxonomy places the organism in Eukaryota, Fungi, Basidiomycota, Agaricomycetes, Agaricales, Agrocybaceae. The transcript is spliced from 2 exons.